ACACAUGCCACCAUUACUGGUGUCUGGAUGAUAAUGAUCCAUAUUACAAGGACUUUGGAGCUCCCCCACUGCGGGACUAUGGAUUUAGAUUUACUGAACGCAGCAAACCAAGACUUGACUUCUGCUGCGAAUGGCCGGGGCAGGCAGAGGUCUCACUCCUAUUCCAGCGCAGAGGACGCCAAGAACUACGGUCUGCACGCAGACACUGAGAAGGUUGUGGUCAGGCCACGUUCCAGGUCCUUUUACAGUUACGAGACCUCCGAGACCUUACCUGAUGAAUGCGACAAAAACGAGUGCCGGUCUAAUUUCCUGUGGCCGAAAGCUGCCACCCUGCUUGAGUUCAAAGGGACCAAAAAGGAGAAGAAAAGCGGGACCAACGUCACCACGCGGCUCACCUCCAGGAAAUCGAAGUCCAAAUCCAGCAAUCAUGUCUCAACCAAAGAACAGAAUGCCGGCAGCCGAGGAAACCUCAAGGCGGUUUCAAUGUUGACGAUCUCCGAGUCAGAUAACUGGGAGAUCAGCUCUAGUGCAGGAAUGAAGUACGGCCAGUUUGUGGACUGGGAGAAGAUCGACCCUGAGGCCGCUCAACGCUACCAGCUGCUCCUGAAGAGCGACCACAGUGAGAUGAAGACCAUGGGUCGAGAGGGAUUCUGGGCCGCUCCCCACACCCUACGGGCCAAGGCAUACUACCACAUCAUCCACGGCAUAUACUCCAGGUCUCCUACGCCGGACAAAGAUGUCCACCAGGAUUUGGCCAGAGAGCUUUUUGGGGAGCAGAAGAUCAGUACCCACCCAUUUCCUGAGUACAUGGAGGGGGGGGAAAUACCGAGGCAUUGCCUCAACAAGGCCGGCCUCAACUCGGUGAAAAAGACUCUGCUUUGCAUCAGCAAGUACUUCCCCGAGAUGAACUUCUGCCCCAUCCUGCCGGCCCUGGUGUCUCUCUUCCUCCACUUCAGCGAGGAUGAGGCAGAGUGCUUCCACAGUGUCUGCAGGCUCAUCACCUACAACGACCCCAACAAGCGCUACAUCGACCAGACCUUCCUUACGUACAGGGCCUCCUGCAUGACCUUCGGAGACCUGGCCAACAAGUACUGCCGGGGAAUUCGCAAGCUGAUCGCCAGCUCCCACCAGAACCUCUUUGAGUUCUACUCCGACUGGAUCAUGUGGAUCUUUGCUGACCUGCCGUUCACCUACGCCAUCCGUGUACUGGACGUCUACCUCCUGGAGGGCUACAAAGUGCUCUACAGAGUUGCCUUGGCAUUGCUGAGCCUCUACAAAGUAUCUGUGGCGUCGCGGGUGGCCGGCGUGGAGGACUUCAGAAGGGACAUGAAGAGCUUCGUAGAGAACGUGGCGCGCCACUGCACGGCCGAGAAGCUCCUGAAGAUGUCCUUCGCCAUACAGAUGGCAACACGGCGAGAGCUCAACCUGCUCUUCAAUGCCAACAAAGACUCACUCAUGCAAAAAGGCGUUAGCGUCCACCAAAAGCGACAAUCGGUGCAGAUGGUGGACUUCAGCCCCUUUAGCUCCAGUGUUGUGACAGGGACCGAAAUGAGAGUGGUCUGGGCCUGGAUACCAGAACGCUUCGCCCUGUUCAGUCCAGUUCGGCUCUUCAGUACGGCUGAACAUGGAAGAAGUCUGGCUACAUUCUACUCUCUUGUCGAGGGACACGAACCAGCAGUCUUGAUUCUCAAAACGGCUGAUGAAGAGGUAUGUGGUGGCUUCUUGUCAACUGAUUUGACAGAAAGAAUAAAGCAUGAAUCCGACGAACUAGCUUAUUUUGGCACGGGCGAGUGCUUUGUUUUCAUGCUCCGGCCUAGCAUGGAGCGCUACCAGCGGGCAAUGGUCAACAUUAUGACGCGUGGAGACGCAGGCAACAGUGUCUCCUCCCUGUCAUCUGACAGUGAAAGUUGCCCAAACAAAGCCGCCGCCACCAGCCCCAUGCAAACCCUGACGUGUCCUGCAGGCACUCUCCAGGAUCCCAGCUACCUCACCGUCCCCUUCACAGCCUCGUCGGAUGAUCUCAUCACUGCUAGAGACCCCAAGAGACUAAAGGAGCAAGUGGCGUCCAUGUUUAUAGCAGCCGGCAAAAACAAGCUUGUCAUUGGUGGCGAUGGGGGUCAUGCACUCUGCAUACACGGAGAUCUUGAGAGUGGAUUCACGGAGAGAUGUGACACAUUUCAGAGCACGCCGCUCUGUAGGGGAAAUUUUAAGAUCCAGUCAUUGGAGGUCUGGGGGAUCCAGAACUCAAUCUCGGUUGUAACCAGUGAAGAAGAGCACAUUUAAGUUAUGCUUGAAGUAAUGCUUAAGACACAUUAAGUUAAGUGAUUUCUUGUAAUUGUAUUUGUCAAUUUGUAUAAUUCUUUUUAUCAUUAUGCAUAUAUCAAGCACUUGGAUUAGAUAGCAUUUAACUUAACCAGGAUUUAAAAAAACAAAACAUUUUUGUUAAUUUUGUUAAUUCUUUUGCAACUUUUCAGCUAGUGGGAAAGACACAUCAUAUGGCCUAAUGUUAUUUUAGAUAUUAUAUGCCUAUGGUUAUUUUAGAUAUUUUAUCUUGAAAUUAAUUGGAAUAUUUGAGUUGGUUUACUUUACAGUAAUUGUGAUAUUUAUAUAUUUUUUAUAUAGAGAAAAAAUAAAUACCCUGGAAAUCGUGA
Molecule: messenger RNA, 2651 nt
Organism: Gadus morhua (Atlantic cod)
Lineage: Eukaryota; Metazoa; Chordata; Actinopteri; Gadiformes; Gadidae
Product: TBC1 domain family member 24
Exons: 11
Coding region: 28-2283 (751 amino acids)
Source: RefSeq, a predicted model, not a curated record